AUGCAAGCUCCAGUGGUGUUUAUGAACACUAGUCAAGAGAGAACUACGGGUCGUCAAGCUCAAGUUUCUAACAUUACAGCAGCUAAGGCUGUCUCUGAUGUGAUCCGCACAUGUCUAGGUCCAAAGGCUAUGUUAAAGAUGUUAUUAGACCCAAUGGGUGGUCUUGUAUUGACUAAUGAUGGUCAUGCUAUUUUAAGAGAAAUUGAUGUAGCUCAUCCUGCAGCUAAAUCGAUGUUAGAAUUAUCUAGAACUCAAGAUGAAGAAGUUGGUGAUGGUACUACCACCGUUAUUAUUCUUGCAGGUGAAAUUUUAACUCAAUGUGCACCAUAUUUGAUUGAAAAGAAUAUUCAUCCUGUAAUUAUUAUUCAAGCUUUGAAAAAAGCACUUGUUGAUGCUUUAAAAGUUAUUAAAGAGGUCUCUAAGCCUGUUGAUGUUGAAAAUGAUGAAGCAAUGAAAAAAUUAAUUAAAGCUUCAAUUGGUACUAAAUAUAUUAACUUAUGGUCGGAAAAAAUGUGUGAAUUAGCUUUAAAAGCUGUUAAGACAGUUAGAAUAGACAUUUCACAGAAUAUGAACUUAAAUGAAGAUGAUCCAAAAUUUGAUAUUGAUACAAAGAGAUAUGUUCGUGUUGAGAAGAUUCCAGGUGGUGAAGUAUUAGAUUCUCGUGUCUUAGAUGGUGUAAUGUUAAACAAAGAUGUUGUUCAUCCAAAGAUGUUACGUUCUCGUAAGAAUCCACGUGUUGUAUUAUUAGAUUGUCCAUUAGAAUAUAAGAAAGGUGAAUCUCAAACAAAUAUUGAAAUUACAAAAGAAGAAGAUUGGAACAGAAUUUUACAAAUUGAAGAAGAACAAGUUCAAUUAAUGUGUGAACAAAUUUUAAGUGUUAAACCAGAUGUUGUUAUUACAGAAAAGGGUGUUUCAGACUUGGCUCAACAUUUCUUAUUAAAAGGUGGUUGUUCAGUACUAAGAAGAGUUAAGAAAUCUGAUAACAAUAGAAUUGCUCGUGUUACUGGUGCUACUAUUGUUAAUCGUGUUGAAGAUUUAAAGGAAUCAGAUGUCGGUACUCAAUGUGGUAGAUUUCAAGUCGAAUUAAUUGGUGAUGAAUAUUUUACAUUUAUUGAUGAAUGUCAAGCUCCAAAAGCUUGUACUAUCUUAUUACGUGGUGCCUCAAAGGAUAUAUUAAAUGAAAUUGAACGUAAUUUACAAGAUGCAAUGGCUGUAGCGCGUAAUGUUAUGUUAUCGCCAUCUUUAUCACCAGGUGGUGGUGCUACAGAAAUGGCAGUUUCUGUUCAAUUAGCAGAAAAGGCAAAACAAUUGGAAGGUAUUCAACAAUGGCCAUAUCAAGCAGUUGCAGAUGCAAUGGAAUGUAUUCCACGUACUUUAAUUCAAAAUUCUGGUGCAAACCCAAUUAGAGUAUUGUCUCAAUUAAGAGCAAAACAUGCACAAGGUAAUUUUACAACAGGUAUUGAUGGUAAUACAGGUAAGAUUGUUGAUAUGGUUGAAUAUGGUAUUUGGGAACCUGAAGUCAUUAAACAACAAAGUUGUAAGACUGCUAUUGAAAGUGCUUGUUUAUUAUUAAGAGUUGAUGAUAUUGUUAGUGGUAUCAGAAAACAAGAAGAAUAA
Messenger RNA from Maudiozyma saulgeensis, 1617 nucleotides. Lineage: Eukaryota; Fungi; Ascomycota; Saccharomycetes; Saccharomycetales; Saccharomycetaceae. The record is from the annotation of a GenBank genome assembly.